AUGAAGGGGGAACCUGCUCCAGAAUUGGGUUCUUGCCACAAGACCAAGCCCCUGAGCAGCACAGGAAGCACCCUGUCCUCCAGCCUGGACUUCCAGCCUUACCAAGGCGGUCAGGUCUUCACAGGCCAUAGGCCAAUUCCAGACACAGUGGACAUCCAUGGCCCACCCCGUGCCAGUUGCCUGCGUUCGUUGCCACUGGCACCAGCCAGGUCCGCCCUACUGUCCUGCACUCAGGGCCUGGACCUCUACCUAUACCCUGUGCAGCCAGCACCCCCAGGCACAACCCCAUGGGGCCUCAGAGAGGACUCCUUGAGUGCAAACCACCAGCCACCAGGGCCACUUGCCGGCUCCCCUGAUGACGAGAAGCUAACAGCCAAGUACCCCCUGAACAUGGACAAGAUGGGAAGCCAGCAGGAAAGAACUGACGAGGAGGCCCCCUGCCCAUCCUUCUCUCCUUACAACAGCUCUUCCUCAACCCCCUGGCAGACUAGAAAGAGCCCCAACGCCUUGGCUUUCUGCUCCUGCCCCUCACCGACUCUCAUCUCCAAAGAACUCCCGUUCCACCUUCACCCCCUCUGUCCUGCGUGUCCAUUUCUCCUGUCUCAGCCUCACCUGUUCACUUAUGGGGCCCCACCUUCUGUUCCAUGUCACCCCCUCUUCAUGCUGCCACAAGACACCUCCUACCCCAGCAUGCCCAGCAUGCUGAUGAGUCUCAGUGAAUCUGGGCACCGCAGCUCCCGGGAGGAGACCCUGCAUCCCUACCCAGGGGCCUUCCAAACCUCUGGCCAAACCCAACUCUCCCGGGCACGAAUUCCAGGCCCUGGAGCUGCCAGGACCUACUCCCAGGGGCCACAGCACGCUGGCAUGGUGGUUUCAGCAAAGCGGACUCCACUGGGCUCACGGGCAGCCCUGCCUUACCCGCUGAAGAAAGAGAAUGGCAAGAUCCUGUAUGAAUGCAAUGUGUGCGGCAAGAGCUUUGGGCAGCUCUCCAACCUCAAGGUCCAUCUGCGUGUGCACAGUGGGGAGCGCCCAUUUCAGUGUGCCCUGUGCCAGAAGAGCUUCACCCAGUUCGCCCACCUGCAGAAGCACCACCUGGUGCAUACUGGGGAGCGGCCCCACAAGUGCCUGAUAUGCCACAAGUGCUUCAGCAGCUCCAGCAACCUCAAGACCCACCUGCGCCUGCACUCAGGUGCCCAGCCAUUUCAGUGCAGUAUCUGCCCAAGUCGCUUCACCCAGCACAUUCACCUGAAGCUGCACCAUCGGCUGCACGAUCCACCGCCCUGUAGCCUAGCUCAUACCCACCUGUCUCUGGCAUCUCUCACCUGCCUCACCCAGUGGCACCAGGGGCCACUAGAUCUUGUGACGGUGCCAUCAGAGAGGCAGAGGGGCUGGGAUUCAGACAAGAUCAAGGUGCCCUCAGCAUGUCAGGGAAAGCGGGCAGUAAGCCUGAGUGCUCAGGGCUUUGCCCUUGCCAUGGCCGAGCGGCGCGAGGGCCUGGGGGUCCGCCUGGCCCGCCGCCUGGCCGGGUUAGGGAUCCUCAGGGAGCGCAGGGGGAAGCGGACCCCAGAGGAAGCCAGAGCCCGGGAUAGGCCCUGGGGUGGCCAGAGCUGCCCUGACCUGGCCCAAGGCCAGGGCGGCACCAGCAAUGUCAGCCUCAAGACCCGAGCCAAGAGCUGCUCAGAGUGGGACCUUCAGGAUGGGAGCCGUGGUUCCUGGUUUAGGAAGCGACGACACAGUUCAGAGAGUCUCGCUCAGCCCUUGGGGCGCCUACAGAGGCCAGCUGUGGGCAGCGCCUCCGACAUGGCCAACUAUGCCUUCAUGGGCCUGGAGAGGCCAGCGCUGGCAGCAGACCCUGCUGCUCCAGAGGUCCCUCUGAAUCCUGAGCCACCUGGCAACGUGAAAGACAUGCUGCCCCGCCCAGCAUCCUUCUCCAAGGCAGAGGGGACAAAGGGCAAGCCUGCAGCCCCAGGGCCAGUGUUGCCAGAGGAGCCCCGGCUAAGAACCUCACGGCAUCAGGAGAGCUCAGCCCAGCAGCAGGAGCUCCUGGCCCGCUGGACACCUGGGUCCCCACGCAGACGACUUCCUCAGCUCCAGGCCCAUUCAUUCAGCUCCCUGAGCGUGAACUGA
This is a messenger RNA of Pteronotus mesoamericanus, 2127 nucleotides long. It is a transcript of the gene ZNF683, whose product is annotated as zinc finger protein 683. Gene Ontology annotation, molecular function: RNA polymerase II cis-regulatory region sequence-specific DNA binding; DNA-binding transcription factor activity. Gene Ontology annotation, biological process: regulation of transcription by RNA polymerase II; cell fate commitment. NCBI's taxonomy places the organism in Eukaryota, Metazoa, Chordata, Mammalia, Chiroptera, Mormoopidae. Gene Ontology annotation, cellular component: nucleus; cytoplasm. The record is from RefSeq and is a predicted model, not a curated record.